AUGGCGGCGAUAAUACAUGUUGCAGUGGGCGACUUCAACAGAGAUAGCCACCUGGAUAUUGUCACUACGAACGGCAACGAUAAAACAGUGAGCGUCUUGCUCGGGACUGGAUCAGGGAGCUUCCAGGCGCAGACCACCUUCCCUGUAGGGUCUGCUCCAUUUGGUGUUGCAGUGGGCGACUUCAACGGAGAUGGCCAUCUGGAUAUCGUGACUACGAAUAGCAACGAUAAUACAGUGAGUGUCUUACUCGGGACUGGAUCAGGAAGCUUCCAGGCGCAGACCACCUUCGCUGUAGGGUCUGCUCCAUCUGUUGUUGCAGUGGGCGACUUCAAUAGAGAUGGCCAUCUGGAUAUUGUAACUGCGAAUUUCCGCGAUAACACAGUGAGUGUCCUGCUCGGGACUGGAUCAGGGAGCUUCCAGACACAGGCCACCUUCGCUGUGGGGUCUGCUCCAUUUGGUGUUGCAGUGGGCGACUUCAACGGAGAUGGUUAUCUCGAUAUUGUGACUGCGAAUGACGUCGAUAGCACAGUGAGCGUCUUGCUCGGGACUGUAUCAGGGAGCUUCCAGACACAGACUACCUUCGCUGUAGGGUCUGCUCCAUUUGGUGUUGCAGUGGGCGACUUCAACGGAGAUGGCCAUCUGGAUAUCGUGACUUCGAAUUCCGCCGAUAGCACAGUGAGCGUCUUGCUCGGGACUGGAUUAGGGAGCUUCCAGACACAGGCCACCUUCGCUGUAGAGAACGAUCCACUUAGUGUUGCAGUGGGUGACUUCAACGGAGAUGGCCUUCUCGAUAUCGUGUCUGCGAAUACCGCCGAUAGUAACGUGAGCGUCUUGCUUGCGACUUGUGUGGAUUGA
Molecule: messenger RNA, 855 nt
Organism: Penicillium cosmopolitanum
Lineage: Eukaryota; Fungi; Ascomycota; Eurotiomycetes; Eurotiales; Aspergillaceae
Product: FG-GAP repeat domain-containing protein
Exons: 2
Coding region: 1-855 (284 amino acids)
Source: RefSeq, a predicted model, not a curated record